This is a messenger RNA of Hippopotamus amphibius kiboko, 1449 nucleotides long. Its product is annotated as aldo-keto reductase family 1 member C3-like. Gene Ontology annotation, cellular component: cytosol. The transcript has 11 exons. The coding region runs from base 295 to 1269 and encodes 324 amino acids. NCBI's taxonomy places the organism in Eukaryota, Metazoa, Chordata, Mammalia, Artiodactyla, Hippopotamidae. The record is from RefSeq and is a predicted model, not a curated record. Gene Ontology annotation, molecular function: ketosteroid monooxygenase activity; aldose reductase (NADPH) activity; bile acid binding. Gene Ontology annotation, biological process: doxorubicin metabolic process; prostaglandin metabolic process; progesterone metabolic process.
ACGCUGUCAGCUGCUUUGCUUAGAGAUUGAUUGUAAUGGGAGGGUUUCUCUGUAUAUUUCAUCAAUUCAAGAACUCUUUCCUCCUUCCAAGAAGACAUGAGUCAGAGAAAUAAUUGAUGUAAAGGGUCCUGAAGAUGAGGUGCUAGAAAAAUGAUAGGAGAGGAUUGGUGUGCAUCUGUGGGGUAGCCUGCUGAGUGCCAGGUUCAAGUUUGGAUAUAUACUAGAAAUUCACUUGGAGAUUUCUCUUAAUAAAGACAAAAAUCAGUGUUUGUUUAGCCAGAAGACUGAGAGAAGAUGAGUCAAACGAGACUUUUUUCUUUAAAGAUGAAUGAUGGACACUUCAUGCCUGUGCUGGGAUUGGGCACUUCUGCUCCUCCUCAGGUUGCCAAGAGUGAGGUAGAAGAGGCCGUCAAGAGAGCGAUCGAUGUAGGCUACCGUCAUAUUGACUCAGCAUAUGUUUACCAAAAUGAAGAGGAAAUUGGGAGGGCCAUCCAGAUGAAGAUUGCAGAUGGCACCAUGAAGAGGGGUGACUUAUUCUACACCACGAAGUUGUGGAGUACCUUUUUCCGUCCGGAAUUGGUCCAAACUGGGCUGGAAAACUCGCUGAGGAAAGUUCAGCUGAGCUACGUGGACCUUUGUCUUAUUCAUUUCCCAAUAGCCCUGAAGCCUGGGGAGGACUUUAUGCCAACGGACACACACGGAAAUAUCAUUUUUGACACAGUGGAUCUCUGUGCCACCUGGGAGGCCCUGGAGAAGUGCAAGGAUGUGGGACUGGCCAAGUCCAUCGGGGUGUCCAACUUUAACCGCAGGCAGCUGGAGAUGAUUCUGAACAAGCCGGGGCUCAAGUACAAGCCCGUCUGCAACCAGGUGGAAUGUCACCCUUACCUCAACCAGAGCAAACUGCUGGAGUUCUGCAAGUCCAAGGACAUUCUCUUUGUGGCAUUCGCUACCUUGGGGUCUGACUUGAGGAAGAAAUGGGUGAAAAAGGACAGGCCAGUACUCCUGCAGGAUCCGGUACUCAAUGCCAUUGCUGAAAAGCACAGGCGAACUCCAGCCCAGAUCGCCCUGCGCUACCACCUGCAGCGGGGAGCGGUGGCCCUGGCCAAGAGCUUCAAUGAGAGGAGGCUCCAGGAGAACUUCCAGGUUUUUGAAUUCCAGUUGACCCCCGAGGAUAUGCAAUGUCUGGAUGGCCUAAACAGAAACAUGCGCUACUUUGAAGAAGAUGUAUUUUUUCAUCACCCAAAUUACCCAUUUCGUGAUGAAUAUUAAUAGCAGUGUCUGUGGUUGCUCCUGAGUUCUUGGUUUGGGGUUGCUGACUGGAGGACCUCUCAAGGAGGAGAAGGCACCUGCUUCCUUCCAAGUCGCUUAGCCAGAUCAGUCCCUGGAGCAGGAAGUAAAAAUCUCUAAACCUAGUCUUUUUCCCCCAAAGUAAAUAAAGAUACAUUUCAA